ACAUAUUUAGUCGUGGAUUGCAUUUACUUUUGAUGUCACACAAAGUUUCAAAUGAGAAGAUCACAGGACCUCCACCCAGCAGACUGCUGUGAAUCCGGGGGUAAAGAGGUGUGAGCUGAUCUGCCAAAACUAAUCGGAAACCAAUUGGAGUGGGAGUAUGAAGGUGUGUUCACCGUAAUCCUGUCGUGCUUGUAGUCUCCGAUAAGAUAACCUCUCAAAGAGGAAGUUCGUGUUUGGGUCACAACACCGAGUGAAACUGUCAAAUACUUCUCCCAAUGCACUGGAUUUCACGUGGGCGACACCACGCUCAUAAAUAGAGAUGGUCGGCGGCUGAUACGUCACCGAGACACCGCUUGCAUGGAGGAAGAGGGCUGCUACAGCUGCGGCUGCAGCGGAGGGGAAGCAGGACUACACCGGCAGGACAUGUUGAUAGAACUUCUCCGGCAGAAAGAGACGCGACAUCAGCGGAUGGCUCAUCUUCUAGCCGUGACGCUCCUACUGCUGCUUUCAGGAGCUCUGGCUCUGCUCGUCCCGCUUGUGUUCGGAGCGCGAGGCCAGCAGGCACCGGACAGCCAGCCGAUGCUGCAGCCUCACAUGCAUUCAUCAGGGGUCAGCCUCAAACAGGAGCAACAGAAAGACUUCAAGAAUCCAUGUGCCAUGCUAACAGCUCCUAGAGGCAACUACGGUAUUGGGACAUAUCUUGAAUGGGAGAGUGAGGUAGGACUUGCUUUCUGUCAUGGAGGUUUCAACUACUCCAGCGGGGACCUUUUGGUGCCCAGGACCGGCAUCUACAGAGUCUUCCUUCAGAUCACUUAUGAGAGCAAGGAUGACCCUAAUAAGUGUGUUGAUGAGCCGAGACUCUCCAACUCUGUGUUUUUUAUCAGGGAUGCCUACAAUGACAAUGUGGUUCUCCUGUCAUCAGUGGACACGUUGAAUUGCAGUAUAGAACAGUGGAGUAAAACCCUCUACACGGCCGGCUUGUUCUCCCUAGAGGCUAACGGCCGACUACACGUGAAGUCAUCCCACCCGGGCCUUAUUGUGAAGUCACAACACAAGGUGUUCUUCGGUGCUGAACUUCUGCCUCAGUAGUCAGCUAGAAUCCCCUGAUUCUGAUCUUGAAUUUGUUUGCACCUUCAACUCCAUGGAAAUCUGAGGGUAGUUGCCAUUGUAGUUUUAUGGUUUCCUUUAACUAUUACGGCUCAUGAAAAUAAGCCGCUGCUUAGUUUUGAUGUUGUUAUUAUCAGCUCACAGAGACAUACUAAUGGCUUAAAGCUUAAAGGCAAUACUGGAGAAACCUGCACGAGUGCACUAGAUUUUGAAAGUAUCCAACGUAAAAACCCAGCCCAGUGUUGCAAACUGUUUUCCAAUGACGGUAGCUAGCAGCACUAGCCCCAAAAUUUGCUAAAUCUAGCAAGGUAAUCGCCAAGUCGGCAAUAAUGACAGCCUGUCCCUUCAGACCUCCCUCAAAAAAGCCCCUCCCCCCAAAUUAUCAUUAUGAACAUCGACAACUAACAUAGCUGUUAUUAGUACUCACAGCUGUCAAGCUAGCAGCUAGUGGAAGACCCAGGUGACGUGCGCGGGCAAGUGCUACUUGCCAACCUCGAGACCUAAAGAAGGGGUAGUAUUUCAAAACCAAAGUGGGGGGGGGGGUCUCAAAAGUUUGAGUUUUAGGGUGCCAAGUCUCCGUGACGUCACCCACAGGUUUCUAAAGAGUCAUUGAGAAGCUAAAGUGGGUGUCUCCGACUAUCGCCAUCUUGGCAGUGACGACUCGUGGCUAAUCCAAAAAUGGGCAACGAGAUGAAUUGUCGGUGGAGCUGAGGCGGCCCAGGUGACCCAGCAGGGCAGACUAUAGCAGCUAGCUGGUACGGCACCCACCUGUCACUCAAAAGAGGCCACGCCCUCAAAUUAAGCCUAACUUUAAGCCUUUAUGUCAUUUAAACAGGUGAGUUACAUAGAAAUUCACCCCCGUACAGUUGUCAUGAGCAGGGAAAUGUUUCUGUACCAGGCUGUAUACAUGUUUAUUUCUUCUGUAGAGUUUGUCCUUCUAACAUGGGGGUCUAUGGGGAUUGACUUGCUUUUGGAGCCGGCCUCAAGUGGCCAUUUGAAGAACUGCAGUUGUAGGCACUUCCGAGUUGGUUUCAUUUAGCCGCUCGGUGCUUUCACACUUGUAGAUGGGUUCAUUCCGUCUGGACCAAGAGACAAAAAUGAUGCAUUUUAGUUCUGGUCUGGUUCCAGUUCACACUGACGUUUUACAAACAAACCAAGAGGAGUAAACAUGACGUUAUGCAAACUGACAAGUGACUUGUCGAUUGGACAGUUUUAGCGAUGGUCAUCCUGCAUCAUCAGGACCUACGAAGGGAAUUAUUGGUAUUAUUAGAGUCCAACUGGAAUUUAACAAAAGCUCCCAGUUGACUGGUGUGAACGUCGUGGAGUGCACAGACUGGAAAGCUGUUUCACUCUUUUUAAUGGACUUAAUGAACUGACCAAGUUGGAUACAGGCAUAGAAGUUUCCCUUCAGGGAGAAGACCUUUGCUGACAAGCAUUCAUGUACGUGUUGAUUUGCAUAAAUAGCUGAUAUACUGACGUGAAUCUCUGGCAUGAACAAUAUUAUAUCAGUUUUCAUGCAUUCAUUUUUUGCCUCUGCUUGAGUAUUUCUCUUAGACACAACGUGACAAAGACACCACUGCGAUCUUAAACUAUUGUUUGCGAUGGAUUCGACCGUGCCAAGGUCACCUUUCGCUGCAUUGAGCAAAGCCCAAUGGGCACUGCGCGCUGUAAUGUGCCCUGAACCCAGUGGUGAGCGCAGCUCAAACCGUGUUGUGUCGCCAUUAUGGAUGAAUAAAGGAAACAAUAAUUGGUGUAGCUGUAUUGUUAUCCGGAUGGAAUCCGUGGAGCGUAUACACAUCACGGACAUUUGUAACUUCACAGCCUGUUGGCAGAAAAGGAACUGUCAACUGUAUUAAAUAUAACUUAUUUUAUAUGUUUGAAACAUAAAUAAGCAUUUUGUCAUGAUCUUUAGUGCAGUUGAUUAAUUGAUUGUCAGAAAAGGAAAAAAAGUUACAAAUUAAGAAAAGAAGAAUUCCACUAGGUGAGGAUUCUCACGGUCUUACAUCAUUGUCCAUUAAAGACCUUUGUGAUCUGGACUGUUGGUCCGACUAAGCCAAGCCUAUCACCAUGUACACUUCAUCUCAAAAGCUGAAUGUGCUUAGUGCUGCAGGACAACAUGCGUUAUUUAGUGUUCAGCAUUAAAGUAACUUCAAUAAACUGACCAAUUGUGUUGUAAUACCAGACACGGCCGAACCCCUCAAUUAAUAUUUAUAUUGCUAACUCAGUGAGUUUGAUAAGGAAGGCUUGAAGAGUAAACAGUGAAGUUACCGGCAGACGCACAAACCCAGUCCACCUAAUUACUGUUUUAUGGUUUGUCUGAAUAUGUUUGUUUAUUAAGUAAUAAAGAGAUAAAAUGCACUUUGCAACUAGAUUAAAGUAGAUGUAAUGUGCGAACCAGCACAGUAUGACCAGCUCUGUCUGAAAGGUGAGGUCACAACUGUCUGCAUGUCUGACUCGAGAUGCUUGAGCAACGUCAGAAUAGUUGCUGUAGAUCUGCUGAUGGAUUUAAAAGGUAUCAUUACACGCCUGCUGUAUUGAUGAAUUUGGCUUCUGUACCCGAUGGGACUGUAAGCUGAUAAAAAUAUAUGGAAAUGGUUUUCUCUGUUAUUUAUCACAUGCAAGGUGCUGUUGAUCAAGUAUGCUUACAUAGGCACAUUUAACAAGGGUAAAGAUGUGUGUUUGAUUCAUUGUUUGCGGGGCACUGUGUACUCCAAGUUGGUGCUAUGCAAAUUGACAUUUUCCUGCUUUGACAGACAUGUUUUGUGAUCAUUCAUGUUUGUAUGUGUGCUGUAAAAGAAAAGUUAAAAAUAAAAA
Molecule: messenger RNA, 3921 nt
Organism: Anarrhichthys ocellatus (wolf-eel)
Lineage: Eukaryota; Metazoa; Chordata; Actinopteri; Perciformes; Anarhichadidae
Product: lymphotoxin-alpha-like
Exons: 4
Coding region: 358-1089 (243 amino acids)
Biological process (GO): immune response
Cellular component (GO): membrane
Molecular function (GO): tumor necrosis factor receptor binding
Source: RefSeq, a predicted model, not a curated record